AGUAGAUUUGUGACGGUUCUUAACUUAACUGUGUGUGCAAAAAUAUUUUUUGCGUCAUAAUUGACGCUAUGAGAGUAAGCUUUUUCAUUCUGGGCGUCGUAGCUCUUGUCUACGGCAGACCCCAGGAUAUUGAACCAAAUAACCUAAUAGCUGAUGAAAGAUGCUCUACAGCUAUAAUCCAUCACUUAUUACCCCACGAAUACGACUGUACCAAGUUUUACUACUGUGAAAAUGGACUUAGAUACGAAGUACCAAGUAAUUGUGCCCCUGGAACGGAAUUCUCGUACGAUGAACAAGUGUGCAUCCAUCCCAUAUUAGCAAAAUGUUCACUACCAGGACUACCGACAACUCCUCAGAGUACCUGUCCAACUUGUCCACCAGGCGAUUCGACAACACCAACACCAACUCCCACAACAGUAGCACCAACAACUUCAAGCCCCGGAAUAACUUUACCCAAUGGUUGUCCCGCUGACUUCGAAAUUCACGUACUAUUGCCUCAUGAGACGUACUGCGAUAAGUUCUACUUCUGCGUCCGCGGAGAAAAAGUUGAAAGGCAAUGCGCAAAAGGCACAUACUUCAACUAUGAGAGUCAAUUAUGUGAUUGGGCAGAAAACGUAGAAUGUUCAGGUAGCAGUGGAAGUGGAGGUGGCAGUGUUGUAGACGGUGGAGAUGGUGGCGUAAACGACGUAGGCAGUGUUGGAGGAGAUGGUGGUACACUUUCAAAUGGUUGUCCUGCUGACUUCAACAUACAUAAACUAUUGCCACAUGAAAACAACUGCGCCAAGUUCUACUAUUGUGUACAUGGAAAUAAAGUAGAGAGGAACUGCGCCGCGGGAACUCACUUCAGCCCAACUCUUCAGGUUUGCACAUGGCCACGAGACGCAGGAUGCGAAGCUGGUAGCGGAGAUAAUGGCAGUGGUGGUGGUGGAGACGGAGGCAGCGGUGGAGGUGGUGGUGGAGACGGAGGAGGUGGAGGCGGCGGUGGAGGAGGCGGUGGUGGAGGUGGUGGUACACUUCCAAACGGGUGUCCUGCUGACUUCGAUAUCCAUAAACUAUUGCCACAUGAAAACGACUGCGCUAAGUUCUACUACUGCGUACAUGGAAAUAAAGUAGAAAGGAACUGUGCACCAGGAACUCACUUCAGCCCAACUCUUCAGGUUUGCACAUGGCCACGAGAUGCUGGAUGCGAAGCGGCGGUGGUGAAGGAGGCGGUGGAGGCGAAGGAGGCGGCGGUGGUGAAGGAGGCGGUGGAGGAGGAGGAGGUGGUGGAGGCGAAGGAGGCGGCGGUGGUGAAGGAGGCGGUGGAGGAGGAGGAGGUGGUGGAGGCGAAGGAGGCGGUGGUGGCGAAGGAGGAGGCGGCGGAGGAGGCGGCGGUGGAGGCGAAGGAGGCGGUGGAGGAGGAGGCGGCGGUGGAGGCGAAGGAGGUGGUGGUGGCGAAGGAGGCGGCGGUGGUGAAGGAGGAGGCGGAGGAGGAGGCGGUGGUGGUGGUGAAGGAGGCGGCGGUGGUGAAGGAGGCGGCGGUGGCGAAGGAGGUGGCGGUGGCGAAGGAGGUGGCGGUGGCGAAGGAGGCGGCGGUGGCGAAGGAGGAGGUGGAGGUGGCGGAGGAGGAGGUGGCGGAGGAGGCGGUGGAGGCGAAGGAGGCGGCGGUGGUGAAGGAGGAGGCGGAGGAGGAGGCGGCGGUGGUGGCGAUGGAGGCGGCGGUGGCGAAGGAGGCGGUGGUGGAGAAGGAGGCGGCGGUGGAGAAGGAGGAGGCGGAGGCGGAGGCGGUGGUGGAGGCGAAGGAGGCGGUGGUGGUGAAGGAGGCGGCGGUGGAGAAGGAGGAGGCGGAGGUGAAGGAGGCGGCGGUGGCGAAGGAGGAGGCGGAGGUGAAGGAGGCGGCGGUGGCGAAGGAGGCGGCGGUAGCGAAGGAGGAGGUGGAGGUGAAGGAGGAGGUGGAGGAGGUGGCGGCGGUGGUGGCGACGGAGGCGGCGGUGGCGAAGGAGGCGGUGGUGGCGAAGGAGGCGGCGGUGGCGAAGGAGGAGGCGGAGGAGGAGGUGGCGGUGGAGGCGAUGGAGGCGGUGGUGGUGAAGGAGGCGGUGGUGGAGAAGGAGGCGGCGGUGGAGAAGGAGGAGGCGGAGGCGGAGGCGGUGGUGGAGGCGAAGGAGGCGGUGGUGGUGAAGGAGGAGGUGGAGGAGGAGGUGGCGGUGGAGGCGAAGGUGGCGGUGGAGGCGAAGGAGGCGGUGGAGGCGAAGGAGGCGGCAGUGGUGAAGGAGGCGGCGGUGGUGAAGGAGGAGGCGGAGGAGGAGGUGGCGGCGGAGGCGAAGGAGGCGGUGGUGGCGAAGGAGGCGGCAGUGGUGAAGGAGGCGGCGGUGGUGAAGGAGGAGGCGGAGGAGGAGGCGGCGGUGGAGGUGAAGGAGGCGGUGGUGGCGAAGGAGGCGGUGGUGGCGAAGGAGGCGGCGGUGGCGAAGGAGGAGGCGGUGGAGGAGGCGGCGGUGGAGGAGGAGGUGGCGGUGGAGGAGGUGGCGGCGGAGGAGGUGGCGGAGGAGGAGGUGGCGGAGGAGGAGGGUGGAGGAGAUGGAGGUGGAGAAGGCGAAGGAGGCGGCAGUGGUGAAGGAGGCGGUGGUGGUGAAGGAGGUGGUGGUGGUGGAGGUACGGAAUCAAACAAAUGCAAAGAUGAAUGUCACGUACUACACUGGGCUCAUGAAACAGACUGCGACAAAUUCUGGCGUUGUGUAGGUAAUCAACAAGUUCUAAGCAUUUGUUCUGAAGGCUUAUUCUUCAACCCACGCACUCAAACCUGUGACUUCAUGUGUAACGUCGACUGUGUGAGGGAAACCAUCCAAACCACAUCUCUGAGGGAUGGCCUUAAAAUAUUCUUGCCCUGGGAUCAAAUCGAUAGACCUAUCAAACUAAAUGAACAAGGUCAAAUAUUGGAAAUUAAUUUUGAGAAAUCUUAAGAUGGGUAUUUUUUUUAGGGACAGAAUCUUAAUUACUAAUAAUUUAUUGUUUGUUUUAGUGUAAAAUUUUUAUACUUGUAUGUAAAGUUAUUUAUUGUCAAAAUUAUUUCUAAGUUUACGA
Vanessa atalanta (red admiral) is the source of this 3057-nucleotide messenger RNA. Its product is annotated as cilia- and flagella-associated protein 91-like. NCBI's taxonomy places the organism in Eukaryota, Metazoa, Arthropoda, Insecta, Lepidoptera, Nymphalidae. Gene Ontology annotation, cellular component: extracellular region. The transcript has 9 exons. Bases 69 to 2936 code for a protein of 955 amino acids. Gene Ontology annotation, molecular function: chitin binding. The record is from RefSeq and is a predicted model, not a curated record.